GAUGAGUUUACGGCAGGCUCUGGGUUGGUUGGGACUUUGUCACGUGGCUUGCCCUUUUCUCAGCCGGCAGCAUGAAGCGACCGAAGCUGAAAAAGGCGAGUAAACGUCUGACCUGCCACAAGCGAUUUAAGAUCCAGCGAAAGAUUCGUGAACAUAAGCGGAAAGUACGAAAAGAAGCAAAGAAACGGGGAAAUAAAAGUAAAAAAUCCACAAAGGAUCCUGGUGUGCCUAAUAGUGCUCCAUUUAAAGAAGCUGUUCUUCGAGAGGCUGAACAAAGGAAACAAAGUCUUGAAGAACUGAAGCAAAAGCAGAAGCUUGCCAGACAAAAGGAAGUUGCAAAGAAAAGGAAACUUGAAGCUAAAAAAGACCCAGAAAUAAAUGAAAAGCAACAGAAGAAAAAGUUGGCCAAUUUGGAGAAUAAAAGCUCAGGAAAAUCUCCAUGCAGCGAGUUGAAUAAGGUGCUCGAUACCUCAGAUGUGGUUCUAGAAGUGCUAGAUGCCAGGGAUCCUCUUGGAUAUAGAUGUCCUCAAGUGGAGCAGGCAGUCUUACAAUCAGAGGGGAAGAAACAACUUGUCCUUGUUUUAAACAAGAUAGAUUUAGUGCCAAAGGAGAAUACAGAGAAAUGGCUAAGAUAUUUGGAAAAUGAAUUUCCUGUUGUCGUUUUUAAAUCAUCUGCACAGUUGCAAGACAGAACAAUGGGACAGAAAAGAAUUUCUAAACUGAAUACCAGUAUAGAGAUAUCACAUGGAAAUACCUGUGCUGGUGAUGAAAGUUUUAUAAAAUUGCUUCUCAGCUACUGCAAAAAGCGAAAUCUAACAAGCAUUAAAGUUGGUGUGGUGGGUUUUCCAAAUGUAGGGAAAAGCAGUAUUAUUAAUAGCUUGAAAAAAUUGAGAGCUUGCAACGUGGGACAAGUAAGAGGUCUUACAAAAUGCAUACAGGAGGUACUUAUCGAUAAGCAGAUCAAAAUAUUGGACAGUCCAAGUAUUAUUGCUUCUGCAUCAAAUUCUGCUGCUGCCUUGUCCUUGAGGAACAUUGUGGACAUUGAAGCACUGGAAAAUCCCACAUCUGUUGUGGAGCCCAUACUGAAGAAUUGCAAUAAACAGCAGGUCAUGCUGCAGUAUAAUGUCCCAGAUUUCCGAACAUCUCUGGAAUUUUUAACAUUGCUGGCUCAGAAAAGAAGCAUGUUGAAGAAAGGAGGGAUCCCUGACAUUGAGAAAACAGCCAAGUUGAUCCUUUAUGAUUGGAGUGGAGCUAAAAUCAGUUACUAUACAGUUCCACCAGAAAAACACAAGCUACCCAAUUACAUCACUCCAAAACUUAUGGAAGAAGCAAAACGAGGCUUUAAUACUGGAGAACUAAAUAAUCACAAUGAAAAUACACUCAAAGGUGUUAGAUGCCCUAAUAUGGCCAGCAGUAUAUUAUUCCAAUCUACAGGAUUAACCAAUGGACUAAUUACAGGGGCUAAUGUGGGAGAAGAAUUGCAAAAUCAGGAAAGGAAUGAGGGUAACAAUUCAGUGGACCGAGAAAAUUCAGAGGUAAGCUAACUGCUAUUUCGAGUGGUGGUCUUUUGGAAGUCUAGAAUUAUUUAAUUGCCCUUUGAGAUCCCUACAUGAGUUACGUAUGUUUAUGUGGGAUGAAUCAUUGAUUUUUUUUUUGUGAACACCUCUAUAGAAUACCAGAGUUUGAAACUGAUACCUGAUGAUAUUACUCAUUAAGAAAAAUCGAAGCUAAAGCUUGAAGUGUUUGAUACAGGUGUAAGAAUAUAAGAAAAUUAUUUCCACUAGUG
Molecule: messenger RNA, 1786 nt
Organism: Chiloscyllium plagiosum (whitespotted bambooshark)
Lineage: Eukaryota; Metazoa; Chordata; Chondrichthyes; Orectolobiformes; Hemiscylliidae
Source: RefSeq, a predicted model, not a curated record